GCUUCCUGUGCUUUCCGACACGACCGUGACCGGCCGAGACGUGUCCUCGGUGCUUUCGGGUGUUGGAGAAUCGGGUAGGCAUUCUAUCAAGGUAUCGGAAAUAUAGAUGGCGUGUGUCAGUUGGGUGGGUCGCAUGUUAUUGUCUGGCGACCGGAGAAAGGAGAAGUGCGCAAGGGAGAUCAAGGUGGGCGGACGAGAAAGAUGAGAAGAUCGGGUCAUCGUCAUUGCUGCUGCUGGCUGCUAUCUGUGAUCUUCGUUCCGUCCAUGCGAUUCUGAGGCUCUUUUGAUGAUUUUCGACCUGGUUGCUGGCUGUACUCCGAGGCGAAGUUUAGAUGUAAUCGACCGUGAAAGUAACAGACAGCGUUCCUUUUCGAAUGUCGAGAAUCAUUCCUGCAGCCGUAUCGAUGAUUAGGGUAGUGAUUCUUCUGGCUUGUCGAUGCAGACCACCUAUUGAUCCGUUACGACCCCUGGUCUACGCUCGACUUGUCGGUCCUCUGAUAUCUCGUUUUGCCCUGCCAUCCUUGUUUCUACGGCAUACGCGGUUCUUGAAGAUAGAUCCAGAUAACAGCAGCAGACACAGCAGCAGCAGCAGCGAUGAUGAUGACCCUUUCCCCCAUGCAGUCCCGUUCGGUGCGAAGGACUUGUCACAAGCUUUCGCACCGAUCCUUCCACCAUCGCAUCCCUCUGACCUGUUCCUUCUCCUUUCCGCCGAGUCGAACCUGGACUUGAUAGAUGAGUGUGGUACAUACGUUGACUAUUCCUUGUUGUCGGUCCGGUGAGAA
Molecule: messenger RNA, 782 nt
Organism: Filobasidium floriforme
Lineage: Eukaryota; Fungi; Basidiomycota; Tremellomycetes; Filobasidiales; Filobasidiaceae
Exons: 1
Coding region: 375-779 (134 amino acids)
Source: RefSeq, a predicted model, not a curated record